Messenger RNA from Drosophila innubila, 2505 nucleotides. RefSeq names its product chromatin assembly factor 1 subunit B (gene Caf1-105). Gene Ontology annotation, molecular function: protein binding. The record is from RefSeq and is a predicted model, not a curated record. Gene Ontology annotation, biological process: DNA replication-dependent chromatin assembly; nucleosome assembly. The coding region runs from base 119 to 2416 and encodes 765 amino acids. The transcript has 2 exons. Lineage: Eukaryota; Metazoa; Arthropoda; Insecta; Diptera; Drosophilidae. Gene Ontology annotation, cellular component: nucleus; CAF-1 complex.
UUUACUGAAUGGCAACACUCUAACUCACAUCGCUGUCAGAUUUUAGGCGCGAAUCUGCAGCAUUCGCGGAGAAAAAUAAAAAUACUGGUCAAGUAAUUAAUUAAAUAAUUAAGCAAUAAUGAAGUGCAAAAUACCGGAAAUAUCGUGGCACAACCGCGACCCAGUGCUAAGUGUGGAUAUACAAUCGAACAGUGUGGGAUUGCCUGCAUCCGCAAUGUGUCGAUUAGCCUCAGGCGGCACCGAUGCUCACGUUCUCAUUUGGUAUAUCAACCAAUCUGUGGAGGGUGAGGGCAUUGAACUAGAACUGGCGGCGGAUUUGGCAAGACAUCAGCGUGCCGUCAAUACAGUUCGGUGGUCACCCAACGGCGAACUCUUGGCCUCUGGGGAUGACGAAAGUGUCAUCUUCAUAUGGAAACAAAAAGCGGAACACGAAGUGGUAAACAUUGUGGAUGCUGAUGGAAAUAGCGAACAGGAUCGAGAGGUGUGGCUGACACUAAAAAUCUUGCGUGGUCAUCGGGAGGAUGUCUACGAUCUGAGCUGGGCACCAAAUUCACAGUUUUUGGUCACGGGCUCUGUGGACAACACUGCCAUGUUGUGGGAUGUACACAAGGGCAAGUCUAUAGCUAUUCUGGAUGAUCACAAGGGCUAUGUACAGGGCGUGGCUUGGGAUCCAUCAAAUCAAUACAUAGCCACGAUGAGCACGGAUAGGAAUUUGCGGAUUUAUGAUGCCAACAGCCGACGCUGCCUGCAUCGGGUGAGCAAGGCCACGCUACCUGUUCAGGAGGGACAUGAGCUGCAUGAUCGCAGCAUUCGCUUGUAUCACGAUGGCACACUGCAGACCUUUUUUAGGCGCCUCUGCUUCACGCCAGAUGGCAAACUGUUGCUCACACCCGCCGGUGUGACCGACUACGAUGGCGUCUUGAAGCCCACAAAUACUACUUAUGGAUACAGUCGCUAUGAUCUGAGCAAACCCGCCUUUGUGCUACCUUUUCCCAAUGAAUACACAGUGGCUGUACGCUGUUCUCCCGUUCUGUAUCGCCUGCGUCCGUACAAUGCAGAGAAGAAUCCGCCAACUAUAACGCUGCCUUAUCGUAUGAUUUAUGCGGUGGCCACCAAGAACUCGGUGUUCUUCUAUGACACACAACAGCCGGUGCCUUUUGCCAUUGUUUCCAACAUACAUUAUACACGGUUGACUGAUUUGGCCUGGUCAAAUGAUGGCAAUGUGUUGAUCGUCUCCAGCACGGAUGGCUUCUGUUCCUUGUUGACAUUUAACGAGAAUGAACUUGGCGAACGCUAUGAGGAAAUGGAUGCAGUGCUGUGCGCUGCCGCCAAGACAUCCGAAAACGCCCCACAACGCAGUCGGAAGAUCAAGAAACCAAAACGAAAGGCUUCAUCCGAUGAGUCAGCUUUACGACGUCCGCUCCAGGAGAAAACCAAGUCCAAUAAAAUUGCGAGAAAGCAAAAGAUCAGCGACGAGAGUAUGAAUGAGGGCAAAGAGUGCAUAGAAACGGAUUUGGAGGCGGAUAAUGAUUCGUCCUUGCAGAGCAGCAGCUCCGCAACCUCCUUAAGUAGCCCAAAGCUUGCUACAAAGACAGAUGUGAAACCUACGCCCAUUGCCUUCAGACGUUCCCCUCGCAAAGUUGCCGAACCGACAGUCAUUGCAAUACGACGCUCGCCGCGUAAAGUUACAGAUGCAACGACAACGACCACGCCCACCGUUGCUGAGCCGACGCCCAUUGCUAUCAAGCGCAAGGCCAGCAACGAAGCGGAGCCGUUGCAAAUCAAGCCCAAGCUGCAGCUGGGAGUACUGCCCAAACCCCUUGAAGCUGUACUCGACAAGGAGAUCAUCAGCUCGGAUGAAAAGUUCGAGUCGCCGGAGAAGUUCGAGUCUAGGCCAGUUACGCCGAUACAAGUGCGAAGAUUGCCCCGGACACCAGGCAGCAGCCACAGCAACAGCAACACACAAACACCUAAAUCACUGCCCGCCAGACAUGCCACGCCCAUUGCUGUGCGUCGAACGCCACGGGUAAUCAUCGAUGUGCCUGCUGUGAAUGCGUCCGUGGCCGUAGAAGAAGCCAUGGAUGCCUGGCCAUUGGAGGAGGACGUUACUCCGGUGCCAAGCAAAGAGAAGUCAACUUCUCCAAGCAAAAAGAAGGGCGACAAGAUGGAAGAGUCGCAGUUGGUCAUCAAUGAGGCGACUUGCGAGCACACCGAGGACAUACGUCUCGUCUAUGAGGACACGCAAGAGGGAACACCAGUUAAAGCCAUGCCAACAGUAGCAACAGAAGCGACAGCAAUUGCAGCAAUAGCACAGGGUGCCUCGUCAAAGCCGACCACGCCAAACAACAAGACGCCACGUCGCGUUUCUUUGCGAACCAUUUCGACGCCCAAGUCCAAAAAGAAACUGUUAGAGUAACGAUUCAUUUAGCAUACAAGAAAUUUAGCCUUAGUCUUAACCGAAUUAUAUCAUGUUUUAAUUUGAAUAAAACGCAAGCACACACACAU